GUAUUUAUUUAUUUAUUUAUUUGCUUAAAUUGAUGUUGUCUAAUACUAAAUUGGUUUCCUUUUUUUCCCCUUUUUUGGGGUCAAUUUGUGUAUGUAGGUUGGGCACCUCAUGCAUAUUUUUAUAUGACUGAGAUAUCUAUUGAGAUGAAUAAUGACUCUGAGGAUUUGGAGAAUGAAACAAGAACUAAGUAAUUGCUGACUUAAUGAAGUAAAUGGAGAUUGUGUGACACUAACCCAUCGUUUUAUAAUGAGAUGCAAUGUCAAUUUAGCAGUCAUAGCUACAUGAAUCGAUGGCUUUAUCAAUAGAGAAGAAGAGGGGGAAGGGAAGGGGAAGGGAAUCCACCGUUGCUACUUUUUGUCGCGUCCGCUGCUUGUCGUCGUUCGGUCGCUGGAUCUCAUCAUUGCUCCUCGUCGUUCGGUCCUCACCGUUGCUCCUCGACGUCGACGCCAGCAGAUCCGCGAGGGUGGACGUCGUGCACCACUCGUCGUUUCUGCUUCUCUUCCUCGUUUGUUCGCCGAUCGUCGCUGCUCCUCGUCGGUCGCUGCUGCUCCUCGUCCUACUUGCCGGUUGUUGUUCUUUUAUUGUUGUUGUUCUUCUGCUUCUGGUUGCUUUUAUUGUUGUUGUUCAAGAGGACAUGAUUGGACCAAUGAAAUCCAACAACAAAUUCCUCUAAUUAAUUUUUCAAUGACAAAUCCCUCGAAGAGCCUUGUUGCUUCUGUUUCUUCUGAUUUUGAUUUUGAUUCUGUUCUUUGAUUUCAUUAUUCCUCUGAUUCUGAUUUAUUCUGUUUCUAAUUUUUU
Molecule: messenger RNA, 799 nt
Organism: Arachis duranensis
Lineage: Eukaryota; Viridiplantae; Streptophyta; Magnoliopsida; Fabales; Fabaceae
Exons: 2
Coding region: 291-674 (127 amino acids)
Source: RefSeq, a predicted model, not a curated record